Pyricularia oryzae 70-15 is the source of this 1759-nucleotide messenger RNA. RefSeq lists its product as uncharacterized. NCBI's taxonomy places the organism in Eukaryota, Fungi, Ascomycota, Sordariomycetes, Magnaporthales, Pyriculariaceae. The record is from RefSeq and is a predicted model, not a curated record. The transcript has 3 exons. Bases 16 to 1434 code for a protein of 472 amino acids.
CUACGGAGUCGGACUAUGGGGAGCAGUGAAGGUUACUUUGGCUCAGAGGAGAGGACCCCGACGCCUAUACCCGUCGUGGUUGAAGAGGAAGAGAAAGAGGAGGAAGGUCUUUCGGAUGAGCAGAACGAUGAACCUAUGAGUGAAGAGGAAGAUGGGGAUCAUAGUGAGGAUGAUACCAGUGAGGAUGAGGAAGAUUCGGUUGGCUAUAUUUCCGAUUAUGAGGCGGACGAUGGGGAUACCCAGUAUAGCGAUGAGGGCGAGUACGAGGACGACGAGUAUGAUCCCGAAGACAUCGAGAACGAGGGCGAUGCUUUCCCGGGGAUCACCGACGAAGAAAACAAAAAACGGAUCGAAGAUCUUUCGAGGAUGGUGGCGGAGGCGACAGAAGCAGCCCGUUGGGCAGAGUUCGGCCCCGACGGACCCUUUGAGGAUACUUAUUAUCCUGUCAACAUGCCAGGUCACCAACCCGGGCUUGCCUUGAUGGAGGCACAGUUAAAGGCGUUUCAGCCCGAUCAUCUGGAGUUGCCGCUGCCACUAAUGAGGACUCCAUCGGAGCAAGAGUCACAACCCCAGAACAGUAUUGCGUUGUGUGGACUCAGCGUAGCUGCUGGGGCUGUGGCAAGGUUUGUGAGUAGGGGGAGUGUGCAAGCAUGGAGAAGCUCCUUAUCCCUAGGGACGGUCGCAAACAAAGCUUUCGUGAGACUCUUGAGGAAGCUGAAGAAGAGUAUAACCCUGCGCAAACGUCAUGUUUCUGGCUCUUCGGCUGUUGGAGUAGCUGACGAGCCAGAAGUCAAGCGAAGGAGAACCAGUAAAUCUGAGAGUGUGGAGUCUGCACCAAGUAAAGCAGGGCAAGCCAGAAGGCCUCCUGCUGAGUACAACAGUACUCCUCCUACCCAAGACAAUUCAAUCGAGGGAGAGCGACGCGGACUGGUCUUUGACCUGAAAUUAGCCAACCAGCAGCUUCGUGAGCAAGAAGCCCGAGAAGGUAGUACCGGGCACACAAUAUCAGCGGAACACGGAGGGUACCUGGCUUUGAGGACGCGAAGCUUUGCCGUUCAGGUUGACCUAGAGACACCGCCAUUGCUGGAAUCUCACCCUCGCCGACGCUUGACGGAGCCACUUAGCACGUCACAACCAAAGACGAGGACAGUCUCGGCCAGGCAAGAGCAAUGGAACCGCGCUCAGCAUUUUAACCUCCGCGUCCCGAAGCACGCCAAGGGCAGCGCUAUGUGUCCGGCAAGUACGCUUCAUUCUACAGGGAGCAGAGGGGUGUGUCCGUAUCAUGGGAGGCAUACAGAGCCUUCGCCGGACUUGGUUGAGCCUGAUACCCUCGCAGAAUAUGGGCACGGUUCUGAAGAAUCUCGAGUCCCAUCGGAUUCGCAGGCGGUGAACCGUACAAUCGCUCGCAGUGAAUUUGACCCAGACCGGGCUUGAUAUGUGAAGAUGGGUACCACAAAAGAAAGAAAUCAUAUGUCAGGGAGUCGGUGGAAUAAUUGGCGAGUACACUUGGACCAGCAUGUGUAGUGGUUCGAGUAUACGUUUGCGGAUGCACAUGUAUGUUGGGGUCAAAUGAAGUUUCUGUGUACAGAGAUGCGCAGCUAGGUUGGAUCCUGUGCUCUCAAAGUGAGUUCAUUGGAAGUUUGCUCGAUCUUCGAGCUCCAGCCUCCAGCACACAUGGAUGUCCCAGCAAGCCAGAGGUGUGCUGAGACCCACACAGUGUCGGAACCAUAGAAACCACACCUACCUUGCAUCGGACCCC